UUGUAUUGAAAUUGGGUACAGAUUAUGGAUGGUGUUAAGGUUAUUGCAGAUGGUAUGAGGCGGGAAAUAGAUGCUGGAAAAGAGAUUGGACUUAAAUAUGUGAGUUCCCGUUGCUCAAUCUCUGAAAUGGAUGACCAUGAUCUCUCAAAGCUACUUGAUAAGCCCAGAUUAAAGAUGGAGAGAAAGAGAUCAUUUGAUGAGAGGUCACUUAGCGAGUUAACAACUGGUCUGCACAGAGGUCUAGAAAGUUACGAGAGUGCAUACUCACCUGGACGGUCAACACCGGACACCCCUCCAUCUGCUGGGAGUUUUUUCGAGCCACAUCCUAUAGUUGGAGAUGCAUGGGAAGCACUCCGAAGGUCCUUGGUGUACUUUCGCGCUCAACCAGUUGGCACAAUUGCUGCUGAUGAUCAUGCGUCUGAGGAGGUCUUAAACUAUGAUCAGGUAUUUGUUCGAGAUUUUGUACCAAGUGCGCUGGCUUUUCUAAUGAAUGGUGAGCCUGAUAUCGUUAAAAAUUUCCUAUUGAAGACACUUCAGCUUCAAGGGUGGGAAAAACGAAUAGACAGGUUCAAACUGGGUGAGGGUGUUAUGUCAGCUAGUUUCAAAGUUCUUCACAAUCCAAUUCGCAAGACAGAAACAAUUAUAGCAGAUUUUGGCGAGAGUGCGAUAGGAAGAGUGGCUCCAGUUGAUUCUGGUUUCUGGUGGAUAAUUCUUCUCCGUGCAUAUACAAAAUCUACCGGAGACCAAUCUCUGGCUGAAACACCUGAAUGCCAGAAGGGGAUGAGACUUAUUCUUGCCUUGUGUCUCUCAGAAGGAUUUGACACAUUUCCAACGUUGCUAUGUGCUGAUGGUUGUUCAAUGAUUGAUCGGAGAAUGGGAAUUUAUGGCUACCCGAUUGAGAUCCAAGCACUCUUCUUUAUGGCAUUACGAUCUGCUUUGUUAAUGCUGAAGCCUGAUCAAGAAGGAAAAGAGUUUAUUGAGAGAAUAGUGAAGCGUUUGCACGCCUUGAGUUAUCAUAUGAGAAGUUACUUUUGGCUAGACUUCCAACGAUUAAAUGACAUAUACCGGUAUAAAACCGAGGAAUAUUCUCAUACUGCCGUGAAUAAAUUUAAUGUAAUUCCUGAUUCAAUCCCUGAUUGGGUAUUUGAUUUUAUGCCAAUGCGUGGUGGUUACUUUAUCGGAAAUGUUAGUCCUGCACGGAUGGAUUUUAGAUGGUUUGCUUUAGGUAAUUGUAUUGCUAUCUUAUCUUCACUUGCCACUCCUGAGCAAGCUUCUGCCGUUAUGGACCUUAUAGAAGCAAGGUGGGAGGAGCUGGUUGGAGAAAUGCCUUUAAAAAUAUGUUAUCCAGCACUUGAAAGUCAUGAAUGGCGAAUAGUAACUGGCUGUGAUCCAAAGAAUACAAGAUGGAGUUAUCAUAAUGGAGGAUCUUGGCCAGUGCUUUUAUGGAUGCUAACAGCCGCAUGCAUAAAAACUGGACGCAUACAAAUUGCAAGACAAGCAAUUGAUCUUGCAGAGAGCCGUUUGCUGAAGGAUAGCUGGCCUGAAUAUUAUGAUGGGAAAUUAGGAAGAUAUAUAGGUAAGCAAGCUAGGAAGUACCAGACGUGGUCCAUUGCUGGGUAUCUUGUGGCUAAAAUGAUGUUGGAGGAUCCUUCAAACUUGGGAAUGAUCUCUCUUGAGGAAGACAAGCAAAGGAAGCAUGUUAUUAGGAGAUCCUCGUCAUGGACUUGCUGACAAGCUUCAUUUACAAACCCUGUAAAGCAAAAGAAAAUGUAGAGAAAGCUGAUCAACAUGAGACGCCAUGUUUGUGUUGUUGAAAAGAACAGUUGUCUGCAAUUUCCUCCACGUAGGUUUGAUGAAAAUUUUGUUUUUGUUUACAUUUAGAGUCUCAUAAGAUUAGCAUAUUUGUCUUUGGAGUAUAAGAGGGAAUCAUUUGUGUUUAGCUCUUCAAA
Messenger RNA from Sesamum indicum (sesame), 1949 nucleotides. Its product is annotated as alkaline/neutral invertase CINV2-like. Gene Ontology annotation, biological process: sucrose catabolic process. Gene Ontology annotation, molecular function: sucrose alpha-glucosidase activity; endo-alpha-N-acetylgalactosaminidase activity. The record is from RefSeq and is a predicted model, not a curated record. Lineage: Eukaryota; Viridiplantae; Streptophyta; Magnoliopsida; Lamiales; Pedaliaceae.